GCAGGGGUGGAGGGACAGUCCGGGCGGUGUGGAGUCGUGCCCCUAGGACCGGGACGUGUUGCGGCGGUCGGCGAGCGGCCCCGCGGAAGCGGUGCCCGGGGUUAUCCCUGGUCCUUUGUGGCUUGGGAUCCACAUGCUGUGCCAGCGCGCCAGGCCGGAGCUGCGGUAGAGGCCCUCGAAGGAUGCUGAACUGCGACUUAGCAAACUGAAACAUGACUGAUAGAGAUGAACCCCAGGAUUCUGGCUCUGAUUACCGUGAUGCCCAAGAGCUGAUCAGCCAUCAGCAGAAGGAGCCAUCUGAGGUGUAUUCAUGGCAAAGGAAUACAGGAGCAGAGUGUUCCCGGUCAAGGCAGAAGGCAGCUGCAGCUGCUCCUGGGCAGUCUUCAGAUCAUCCUAACAGCAUGUGUAAAUCAUCAGCAGCUUCAGCUGAGGUUUUACUGAUAAGCAGUGAUUCAGAAAUGGAUGUCUCUGAUGCUCCUCCUGAGUGCUCCACUGCACCUUCAAAGCAGAAAAGGAGAUCUCAGUCUUCAAAGCAACAAGCUGAAUCUGUUACAGGAGUACCUGACAAUGAAAGCUCCUCAGAUUCUUCUCUGUCUCCCCAAAGUCCAGGGAAAUCAUUGGACGCUUCCAAGCAGCAGAAGUCAAAACUCAAUUUGAAGGCCAUUUUUGCCUAUCACUUCAGGGGAAGGAAGUUCAAAGCAGCUGCACACCGAAAGUACAAAAUUCGUGCGGGGAAGAAGAAGAAAAAGAAAAAGUAUGAGAGCACACAGAUGCCCACAGGGAGGCCCCCACUGACAGCCUCACCUCAGGAACAAAAGAGGAGGCUUCUAGACAGAGGUUUUCAGUUCCCUUUUGUUGAAAAACAUUAUGGGGAGAAACAUAUUCCCUUAAAGAUGGUUCUUGGCUAUGAGCAAGCAGCUGCAAAGGGAUAUUUCAAGUAUAUUAAAGUGCUUAAAUAUGAAGAACAUCUUAAAAAAGCUUUAAAAGCCCUUCAGGCCAGUGAUGACUUAGAAAAAGAGUGUGUGGUGUUACGGAAACACAAAUAUUUAGAUGAUGAAGGCCCCAUUUCCCCUAUUCCGGAGACAGAUGAUGAUGAGGACAGCUUGGUUUCUGAUCCCCAGGAACAACUUGAUGCCAGAGUAGUGGAGAACAGCUCUUUCAUUCUAAGCAGCACAAUUCCCAGUAAAAAAAAGUCAAAGCCAGGAAGAAACUCUGCAAAACCACCUGAAGUGAUUGAAAUACUGGAUGAAGAAGAUGGUGCUUAAGAGAACUCAGUGCCUCUGCAAGGCUCACUUCGGUGAACGGCAGAGAGACAAAUGAGGUGGCAGUGGUCGUUUUUCAGAUGCCCAUUUCAUGGCCUGUUUGGUUUAGCACAUUGUUCUGCAGUCACUGUGGAGUUCUCCACCCAGCUGCCUAGGCACAGUUGGAUUACUUUUAUGUCGCUCUUGGAAGGUGAAACACCUCUUGGUUUUCUUGCUGCACAAGGUGAGCACACUCACACUGCAGCAGCAGUUCUAACUUGGGGGUCUCUUGAAUUCUUAGGGCUCUUUGCUGUCCUGAUUCACGAAUCCAUUACUUCAGUGGACAUCUGUGCAACAUGGUAACAAAAGAGGGGCAUUCCUGUGAUGUGUGGAACAGAUUGCAAAGCCUCUACUGAAGUGAAGUACCCCUGAAGUCCAGUCUGAACUCUAGCUACUUGGUACUUGGAGAAAGUGAAAGAAGAAACGCAGGAUGCCGUUUCACAGAAGUCUGAACUGCUUCAAGGAUGCUUGAGGAUACAGAAGGAAGUGAACUGCCCUGAGUUGAAGAAAUGGGAGCAAACUGUUUGACAGGGUCUGAUACCAAGUUCCUGCCUGUCAGAGGGAUGAGAAAUACCAUAUGGGAGCUACCAAAGUGUGUGUGAAGAUCCUGGUGAUGUUGCUGCAAGCCUGCUGCAACAAUCUGCACAGCUGUUCCAAAUGAAGAAAGAAGCUGCUAGAAGACUGUUAUGUUGCUGUUUUUUGGAAUUAAACAUUCAUUUUCACUUGUUA
Molecule: messenger RNA, 2030 nt
Organism: Hirundo rustica (Barn swallow)
Lineage: Eukaryota; Metazoa; Chordata; Aves; Passeriformes; Hirundinidae
Gene: TAF1D
Product: TATA-box binding protein associated factor, RNA polymerase I subunit D
Exons: 15
Coding region: 213-1265 (350 amino acids)
Biological process (GO): regulation of DNA-templated transcription
Cellular component (GO): RNA polymerase transcription factor SL1 complex; nucleoplasm; nucleus
Source: RefSeq, a predicted model, not a curated record